CGUCUACCUCGGUGACUACCUUCUACCAUCGUAGUAUAUUCAUCCUAUACGUAUUGUACAAAGGCCACGAUGCGCCUCCUACGACACCUACCAGACGACAACUUCGAGUUGACCUCCUUUCCGACCGACGAUCCACCACCUUACGCCAUUCUCUCACAUGUCGGGGGGGAGGAUGGUGAAGAAGUCACAUACCGCGAUCUGAUGGCAGGCAUAGGAAGAGAAAAGGCAGGGUUUCGCAAGCUCCAGUUCUGUAGCCAACGAGCCGAGUUGGAUGGGUUGCAAUACUUUUGGAUAGAUUCUUGCUGUGUCGACAGAUUCAAUAAGGAAGAAAUGAGUGUAGGGAUGAACUCUGUGUACAAUUGGUACCAGUCUGCAACACGGUGCUAUGUACUUUUGGCAGACGUCUCUGUACCAGAUGGGUUUGCAUCAGAUAUUCCUCUGCACGAGCAGGUUACCGAUGACAUGGACAAUCACGAAAUAUGGCAGUCAUUUCGACGGAGCCGAUGGUUUGAGCAAUGCUGGACACUGCAAGAACUGCUGGCACCAUCGUGCGUGGAGUUCUUCUCGAGGGAGGGUCGUCGGCUAGGUAAUAGGACAUCACUAGCGCUUGAGAUUCACCAAAUCACCAGCAUUCCUGAGGCAGUUUUAAGGGGGAAGAAUCUAGCUGAGUGUAGCGUAGAGGAACGAAUAGGUUGGGUUGUUGGACGCAGUGCAGCCCUGGAGGAAGACAAAGCGUACUGUUUGUUUGGAAUUCUUGGGGUACACUUACCGCGAAUGUAUGGAGAGGGAAUCAACAACGCGAUGUUGCGGCUGAGAGAGAGGAUAGACCGCCGCCGUAGCGCACUCAAAAUGAGCACUGGGGUGUUUAUGGUCCCUUUCAGAAGAGACAAAUCAUUCGUCGGUCGAGAGCGCAUCCUCAGCAGAAUCGGCCAGCACACAAGUUCUGGGGGUUCGCACGUUCGAGCAGCUCUUGUUGGAGUUGAGGGUGUUGGAAAGUCGAAGAUUGCGCUCGAGUACGCCUACAUAUAUAAAUCGGUAGAGCCGUCUCCCACGGUCAUCUGGAUAGAUGCGAGUAAUCACGUCACGAUUCAGCAAGGAUACAGAGACAUCGCCGAGAGACUUGAACUAGCUGGGCCGGAGAUUUCUCGUGAAGCCAUUCCGCGUAUUGUGCGUGAGUGGCUGUCGCAAAAGUUGAACAGACCGUGGUUGAUGAUACUGGAUAACCUCACCGAUAACAAUGUCUUCCUCGGCGAUGAACAUAAUGGCAGAGCGCCCGAGAUCUUGCUUCCUUAUACAAAGCACGGUAUGAUCCUAAUCACGUCAAGGAACAAGCGUGUAGCAUCUAAUUUUGUUGGUAUUUUCGGGACCGUUGUCGAAGUGGGGCCAAUGGAUGAUGAUGACGCUUUGGCGCUUCUGUAUAGCUCGGUAACAUCCAAAGAAAUUACUCCGUCACUUGCCCGACCUCUUCUCCACCACCUGGAGGGAAUGCCGCUCGAAAUUGCGCAGUUCGCCUUGUUUAUCAAGCAAAAAUCACCAUCGCUAACGGUGAUGUUUGACUACUUCGAUCGGUAUCGUGAGAGCAAAUUCCAGAGGCAGCAAGAUCACAACAUUCAUCAUGACGACGACAGAAUGUCGGUACAAUCAGUGGGAUCUUCAACUCUCAUAUCGACAUUUAGUGGCCUCACGGCGGUGGACAAGAGCGCCACUGUCGAACUUGAAAGGGUCUUCCAGGAAGAUGAGAUACUCAUUGGUCUUUAUCAUUUGGCCUUGAAAAAUACGUCAAUAGGACCAGACAGACUGCAACGAAAUAUCGCACGUUUGCUCCAAUUCUUCGCAAAGGAACUUCGUAGCGAGGCAGGCCAAAAUAUAGAGAGGAUGGCAUCUCGUUUCGUAUGGACCAAAGCACAAUAUGUGGCACAGUGUAUCAUCGAGAGGUUUCAUGAUAUUCCAGGAGACCCACAGCGACCCCACCUAGAGGUAAAGCAAAUCAAAAGCAGCGUAGAUAGUGUAAAGAGAGACGAAGACCAGCUCGAAGUCGAUGACGUGGACGAAGUGGGCGAAGUGGACGAAUUGGCACCUCCAAAUGGAGACGACCUCGAAGACCAUGUUGAGCUCAGUGGAGCAGAACUCGUGGUUGGCAAAGACCAGCUUGAAGUCGACGACGUGGACGAAGUGGCACCCGUGGAUGAGGACUAUUUCGAAGACCUUGCCUUGCUUCGAACCUUCCUCAUUAGCAGUUCUGCUUUUCAGAUAUUCCGAGCAAGACUGACUAAAUUCGUUCUGGGAAAGGACUUACACUUGUUAGGCAUUGAAGAUUCUGUACAAGGUCGCUCGGUUCAGGCCCCUUCGUCUCGGUUUGCGCGCUUUUCAAUUUCGACUGUCCGGAUCUUCAAGGCUGUUCUGGUUGCGGCUGGGUGUUUGGAACCACCCCUGCGGCCAGGCUUUAUCCGACUCAGAUGGCAAUGUGAUUGCGGUGCUCCUCUGUUCGACGAUGUUCAGGAGUACCAGAUAGGUGGUAUUUCCAGGCUCAUGGAGCAGGUGGAGCGAUCCACUGGGAGUAAGGUUAUUGCCACUUCCUACAACGAAGGGGCAUCACAAGAACGGUAUAUACCAGGGCCUAUAAACUGGAUUCGGGAAACUGUCAGAAAUCUUGCAAGAGCUUUUUCGAAAGAUGCGAAUCGCAACGAGAUGUUACCACGACAUAGCGGUCCCGGCACAAAAGUAACAGAUACAUCUAAAAAGGGCAGGCUACCGUUCGUACAGGACCUUCUACUAUUGGCUUGUGUGCCUCAAAACCAUGGCGGGCAAAUCUUGUGCCAGGAUAGCAUAGAAGCGAUAAGGAACGAUCGACAGCUCUUCUGGUUUAUUCGACAGCAAUUGUCACGUACUCCAAACGUGCGCUGGCCCAUCCAACUGCUGAAAACAGUGACAGGAAUCCAUUUUACGAAGUUCCAUCUACGUCUGAACGAUAAUGUAGAACCUCGUCUUCACGACUUAUGCUGCAGAAUAGAUUCGUGCCAAUGUGUGCCACUGACGUCAAAUGAGGACUACGACUGCGAGCCAGCUGGGCCUUUGCGCUUCGGCCCGCCCAUCUUACCUUCACAGUUGUUGCAUCAGUUCAAGCACCCCGAACUGAUCUCUGCAAAAGAAACGAGCGUCCUCAAACAAAUCCCGAAGCGAAAGUGUGGCAAGAUACAAGCUAGUGGGCUGGUGGCAGCAGAGGGAUGGGGCUUGCACUAUGAAGAAGAUUGGAACAUUGUCUUGAUCAUCAUUCUAAUUGUCGGUCUAACUAUUCCUGCGAGUCUCUUGUUCGGCAUCUGUUGGACUAUCAUCAAGACUGACAUACAAGGUGCAUGGGGGGUUAGUUCGUAUAUGGUAACGACAAGUGCGCUUUUUGUCGGACUGUUAUUAGGUGGUGUUGCAAAGAGCAAGUAGGUGAGAAAGGCCGGGCAAACAAUGUGACUACUAUCUUAUGAAAACAGUCGAAGCAGACUGGAAUGCUGAUUCAAGACUUCAAAAGCAGCAUGGACGGAAGAAACAGCGCAGUUACCGCAUUUUCCUUCUCUAUUCAAUUGGCUCCUAUCUACUAAUAACAUCGUAAACAUCAGCUUUCCAACAGACAUACGGAAAUCUAAGGAUGCCUGUUUCAGUCUAAGUAAUACUUUAUCAAGAAAGAAACUAUGUGUAGACCAUUAAGACAUAUUAAAUAAACAUCCUACAGAACAGUGCACGGGCAGAGGCACAAUCGGCGUAGUAGGAUUGUCAAUUAGGUCACAACACAAAACUCUGCACUUCAAGUUGGAGAUUGAGAAAGUAGCUAAUUUUUCUUGAAUACUAUUAUAG
Aaosphaeria arxii CBS 175.79 is the source of this 3843-nucleotide messenger RNA. RefSeq lists its product as uncharacterized. The transcript has 5 exons. Bases 70 to 3435 code for a protein of 1121 amino acids. Gene Ontology annotation, molecular function: ADP binding. NCBI's taxonomy places the organism in Eukaryota, Fungi, Ascomycota, Dothideomycetes, Pleosporales. The record is from RefSeq and is a predicted model, not a curated record.